GACUAUUCCUCUUCCAAGCACACUGUAUCGUACUGGAGCUCCAUCCCAUCAAACAAAAUGAGACUUUCAGCCCCCCUCCUUCUCCUCCCCACCUUCCUCACCUGCAUCCUCGCCAACCCGCUCCAGAUUCAAAUCCUCGAGGACGACGAGGAGGCCUCUACCUCUUUCCCCGCCGACGAGAAGCAUUACUGCGGCGGGCUGGGCGCGCUGUGUCAGGUCAAGACCCCUAAGCUCAUCUGGAUCUGCGACUGUCCCCAUAAGACCAAGUGUGAGUCCCGGGUUGUUCAUGCCGGUGCGAGUUACUGGUAUUGCAGUGUCCCGAAGUGAGGCUUGCUGAUGUGGGAAGGACCAGAUGGAGAUAUAGGUGUUGUGGGAGAGGGGUCUACGGUGCUGGCGGCGAGGCUGUAGUUUUGUCCUUGACAAAAAUGUUUGUCUUUUUUUCCUUUGCUUUUUCUUUCCCUCUUUUUUUGGGCUAAAUCU
Molecule: messenger RNA, 480 nt
Organism: Aspergillus fijiensis CBS 313.89
Lineage: Eukaryota; Fungi; Ascomycota; Eurotiomycetes; Eurotiales; Aspergillaceae
Exons: 2
Coding region: 58-327 (89 amino acids)
Source: RefSeq, a predicted model, not a curated record